AUGUUGAAAUUUUCAAGACCUGUAGUGAAAAAUUGCAAACAAUUAUUACUAUUUAAGAGAUGUAUAACAAAUUCCCCUAUCAUUAAAACAACGUCAUAUCGUUUAUUAUCCAAUUAUAAAUCAAGUGAUACCCCUUUAUUUAAUGGUAUUGGGGCUAUUCGUUCUUAUGCAAACACUGUUAAAUUUACAUCUGAAGUUUAUCCUGAUAUUCAUAGAAAUGAUAUUUAUAAAAAACUAAAUUCUGAUGAUUUAGAAUAUUUUAAAUCAAUUUUAUCAAAACAAGAAAUUAUGUAUGUUGCAAUAGAAAAUGAUUUACAAGAACUGGAUUUAUUUAAUGAAGAUUGGAUGAAAAAAUAUAAAGGUCAGUCUCGUUUAGUAUUGAAACCAAAAUCUGUUGAAAAAAUUUCAUUAAUUUUAAAUUAUUGUAAUGAAGAAAAAUUAGCAAUUGUACCACAAGGUGGUAAUACUGAUCUUGUUGGUGCUUCAGUUCCUGUAUUUGAUGAAAUUAUUCUUUCUUUAAAUAAUCUUAACCAAAUUAGACAAUUUGAUCCAGUAAGUGGAAUAUUAAAAUGCGAUGCUGGUGUCAUAUUAGAAAACGCAGAUAAUUAUUUAAGAGAACAUGAUCAUAUUUUCCCAUUAGAUUUAGGUGCAAAGGGCUCAUGUCAUGUUGGUGGUGUAUGUGCUACAAAUGCAGGUGGACUAAGAUUAUUAAGAUAUGGUUCAUUACAUGGUUCUGUCCUUGGCUUAGAAGUUGUUAUGCCUAAUGGUGAUAUUGUUAGUAGUAUGCAUUCAUUACGUAAGGAUAAUACUGGUUAUGAUUUAAAACAAUUAUUUAUUGGUGCCGAAGGUACUUUGGGAAUCAUCACUGGUGUAUCUAUCUUAACACAACCAAAACCACAAGCAAUUAAUGUCAGUUUCCUUGCUGUAAAAAAUUAUGAAGCUGUUCAAAAAGUUUUUGUUAAGGCAAAGAAAGAAUUAGCUGAAAUUUUAUCUGCCUUUGAAUUUAUGGAUCAAAGAUCAAUUCAAUUAACAAAAAAACAUAUUGAAAAGGAUACAUCUUUCCCCUUAGAAGACGAAUAUCCAUUUUAUAUUUUGAUUGAAACCUCGGGAUCUAAUAAAGCCCAUGAUGAUUCAAAAUUGGAAACUUUCUUAGAGAGUGCCAUGGAAUCAGAAAUUGUUAUUGAUGGUACCAUUGCUCAAGAUGAAACUGAAUUACAAAAUUUAUGGAAAUGGAGAGAAAUGAUUCCAGAAUCAAGUCAAUGUCAAGGGGGUGUAUAUAAAUAUGAUGUCUCUUUACCAUUAAAGGAUUUGUAUUCUUUAGUUGAAGUUGUAAACAAGAAAUUGGCCGACGCAGAUUUAUUAGGGGAGGCUCCAAAACCUGUCAUUGCUGCUGUAGGGUAUGGUCAUGUCGGUGAUGGGAACUUGCACUUGAAUGUUGCCACGAGAUGUUAUUCUAAAGAAGUUGAACGUGCUUUAGAACCAUUUGUUUAUGAAUAUGUGUCUUCUAAACAUGGUUCAAUUAGUGCAGAACACGGUCUGGGAUUUCAAAAGAAAAAUUACAUUUCAUAUACCAAGAAUGAACAAGAGAUCAAAAUGAUGAAGGACUUGAAGAAACAUUAUGAUCCAAAUGGUAUCAUGAAUCCUUAUAAAUUUAUUUAA
Molecule: messenger RNA, 1659 nt
Organism: Maudiozyma saulgeensis
Lineage: Eukaryota; Fungi; Ascomycota; Saccharomycetes; Saccharomycetales; Saccharomycetaceae
Source: the annotation of a GenBank genome assembly